Messenger RNA from Macrosteles quadrilineatus (aster leafhopper), 4747 nucleotides. RefSeq names its product gastrula zinc finger protein XlCGF8.2DB-like. The transcript is spliced from 5 exons. The record is from RefSeq and is a predicted model, not a curated record. Lineage: Eukaryota; Metazoa; Arthropoda; Insecta; Hemiptera; Cicadellidae. The coding region runs from base 120 to 1163 and encodes 347 amino acids.
UAUCAAGGUUAGUUAGUACAGUAAACUGUCAACUCCAAAGUAAAUAAUAACAAUACAAAUAAGUGUUUACACUAAUUCAUCAAUGCAUCACUGCUUUAUGACAAACCCAAACUUCUAAAAUGUCUUGUUCUACAAAUUCUCUAAUGGAUGUCAAAAUAGUUCUUUCCGAUAAUAAUGCUGUUAAAGAAGAACAGUGUAAUCUACCCAAUGUUCUUGAGGAACCCAGUGUAAACAAUCAGCCCAAGAUUGAGAUCAAUGAUAGAUUGGUCAGUAAUGGAAACAACAUCACAGCACCUUGUGAUAUCAGCAAGAUAGAAAAUGAGUUGAAAAAUGAACCGAAAAGAAAACCGAGUAAAAAAACUGCUAGUGGGUGUUCAAAUUUAGACAAAAAACAUGGAAAGAAAUCAAAACAUAAAAAGUAUGAAAAGCCAAGUGAUCAGAUUGUAAAACUUUAUCCUUGUACAUCUUGUCCCAAAGUAUUUCAACGACCGUCUAGUUUUAAAGCUCACCAGCGCACACACAAUCCUUUGACUGCAAGACCAUUCUCUUGUAUGGAUUGCAAGAACACAUUUAUCUACCGGUGCCAGCUGAGAGAUCACAUUCGAACACACACUGGAGAGCGGCCAUUCAAAUGUCACAGUUGCAGCAAGAGCUUCGCCCGCAAGCCAUGUCUGGUUGCCCACAUGGUCACUCACUCCGACACACAACCGUUCCAAUGCGACGUGUGCUGCAAGCGGUUUGGACGUAAGUACAACCUGGCCAAGCACAUGCAGUCACACUCGGGUGAGCGACCGUUUGGGUGUCUCAGCUGUUCUCGUCGCUUCAAGUGCAAACAAUCACUGGACAAACACCAUCGCAUCCACGAGCUCAACAUCUACUCUUGCGCCGUUUGUCACAUGAGUUUCGAUACCAAACGACAUCUUACGCAGCACAAGAUCAACGAACACGUCAGCUAUAGACCUUUCACAUGUCAGAUUUGUCAGAAACCGUUCAUAUUUAAAUCACAACUGACGUAUCACAUUAAGGAACACAAUCUAGAAAGACCUUAUUCCUGCCGUAAGUGCAACAAGUCUUAUUUUAAGAAGGGGCAUCUUUUGUCUCAUAUUAAACAGUAUUGCGGUGAUUAUGAGUCUGAAUCUCAAAUCAAAAUGGAAUUGUCCUAAGCAUAGGUCAGAUCUUUUUUUUUAGUUUGCAUUACAAUAAUUAUGUUUUAAAAACUUUUAUUUGAGAUCAAGUUGUUUGACAACACCUUUUUAUAUAGAUUUAGCAAAAAUCACAGUAAAACAUGUGACUUUUAUGAAGAUUAUUCCUGGAUCAUUUGGAAUUCUAUCAAGGCAACGCUAAAUUAACAGGCCGCAAUGCUCCUCUGAUAUGAUGUCAUCACAGGCAAUGCGACGGCAAUGCCUUAAUGUUUUUUUUUUUUAGUUAUUUUUGUUUUCCAAGAAAAUAUUAAUACUAUCAGCUGAUCACAAACGGCAAACAUUGCGUCAUUGCCGUCACCUUUGAUGACAUCACGCCAGAAGAGCAAUAAGGCCUGUUUAUUUAGUGUUGCCUUGCUUCUAUCUUAGGUUUAGUUAAUUAACUCCAAAGAUAAAGUUUUGUAAAGCUGAAAUUAAAUUUUAUCACUCAUUUUAAUUUGUGGAUGUUUAUUUUUUAUGUGUAUUUAAAUUAUUAUUGUUAAGAUAACUGUUAGUUACAUUUUUAAUAAACAUGUGAGAUCAGUAACCUAACAUUUAGAACUAUGCACAUUAAUGGAACAUGACAAGCAAAUGUAGAUAUGUAAAAUGGACUUUAUUAUACCGGGUGCUGAAAAAAGGUUGGACAUAAUUUGCGUGAUAUCUUGGGUCAAAGAGAAAACCAAGAAUAAAACUAAUUACUACAUAACUUUGCUAACCAGAUAUCUGCCAUUUUGUAUUUUUUAAAUAAACCUUUUUAUAUUUGGACCGUUUCAACUGAUCUCUAUGAAAUUUUGUAUGUAAGGUAGAAGACCAAUGUAAAAAAGUUACCUUAAUCAAAUUCAAAAUAGCGGUCAUUUUAAUUUUUUAAAUUUAAAACUACAUACUAAAAUAUGGUUGAUUUGAUGAAGAAAUGUCAAGAAUACUACUUGUAUUUAGCAUUCAAAAUUUUCUAUCAAACGACUUCAAUUUCAAAGACAUUGAAUAAACAAUAACUGAAAUAUCACAAUUUUUAAUUGCAGCAUGAGGGCAAACCCGACUAGCUUAGCCUUAGGCCAGCCGCACACUGAUGCGACAUAGACUUCAGAUGCGUUGUUUUGUCUGAAGACGUUUUUGGGUGUUUUUGUGAUCGACUCAAUAUUUCGUCUGAAGCCAAAACGCGGUCAGACAAACAGUUCUGCGCGUGCGCGGAGGGCGGAUACAGUACAACUUAUCUAUAUAUUGUAAUAAUUUUUCUUACAGUUAGUAGUAGUUCAUUUUGGAUUCAUGCAGGAAAUAAUAAAACAAUAUUUUAAUUUUAAAUAUUUCAACUUAUCUAUAUACUGUGAUAAUUUUUCUUACAGUUAGUAGUUGUUCAUUUUCGAGUUAUGCAGCAAAUAAUAAAAAUGUUAUUUAAAUUUCAAAUAUUUCAGUUAAUACCUUACUUUUUAAUAAUUUUAUUUACGGUUAGUAGUCGUUCAUUUUAGAUUUAUGCAAAAAAUACAUAAAAUUUAUGCUCCCUUCCUUCGUUUAUUUCUGCAAGUUGUUUAAAGUUCCACAACAUAAUUGCUACGUCCACUUCCUCAUCCAUUUUAUUAUCACCACACAAUCUCUGGCUUUUCACAACACUGGUCUACGGCUGACUGAAUUUAGUUUUCCCUCCUGUUUUUGUCUUUUGUCUGAGACCACCGCACAAAAAUGCGAAAUUUUUGUUUUCCGACAAGACAUCUUCCGAGAAAACGAUUUGUCAAAAGACGGUUUGUCUGAUCAGUGUGCGGCCGGCCUUAUUCUACCCCAUUUUAAUCCCAGCUGUAGCCAGUUUUUAAUUCAAAAUGAACUAAGUUGAAUGAGUCACUUGUAGCUAUAGUCUAAUGUUCUAUCUUUUCACUUAGUUUUUGUUAACCUACAGAGUGGCCAAAAAGUCCCAUUACACAAUAUUGUAACAUGUAGAAUGAAGCCUCACUCUCCCUUCCCUACCAAUUGAAUUCAUCUUUAGUGUAAAGGGACAUUUCGGCCACCCUGUACUGUGAUGUAGACAUGUUGCAGUUUACAAUAAUUUGUACUUUUACUUUUUCUUGGUUCAAAAGUUGGCUUAUUUUACAGAAAUCACCAAUUUAUAUCAGUGCCUUUUGUCAGUGGCCCUAUUCAAACCAUGUUAAUUGUUAUUCUUAACCUUGCUACAGAUUUAACAUGCGAAUUGAAGUUCUAGCUCUAUCAAUAGUCAAAGGUAUAAAAGGGAUUGAAUUUAAAUAGUCUAUUAAAAACCCUACCCUGUUUGAUAAAUUCCGGCAUUUUGCUUGAAAAUUCAUGAUCUAAGUUUUUCACAGAGUAGAAACUAUACUAGACAGUGUUUUUUUGCCUUAGUGACCUGAUUUAUAGAAUAAGUGCCAUACAAAUUUUUUAGAGAUUAAGUUUUAUCUUUUGACUGACUACCCAAAAAAUAUUAGAUCAUGAAUAUUUUCACCAAGGUUCUUAGCAACCAGCACUGUCCGUUUAUUUGACAAGAAUUAAGGUUCAUAUUUGACAAAGGCUAAUUAUUAUUAAUGAUAGAUUAAAUUCCAAAAUAAUGCCCAUUCUACACGAGUGUGAAAACUGCGACGGAAUUCCCAGGUGAAUGCGCCAAAAUUUUGUGCAAACUACAUAUGGUGGAAUCCCCAUCGCGUGGAGUCUGCUUGAAACCCGUUGAACCAUUCUACACAAGGUGGUUCAGACACGGGAUGGAUCUGCUCGGGCCCCCAAAUGAUGACAGCACCCGGCAUUUUGGCCCUGAAUGUAAUUUGGGCAUUGUUAAACAAUGUGAUAUGGUAUUUUUUUUAAAUGUUAGUAUCCAAUUAUGUACUCUAUGUAUACCUUUACAAAGCUAUGUACAAUAUUUAUUGUAAAUUAUAAUAAAAUAAUAUCAGUAGUAACAACUGACACCCAAUCUCAUUUUCAGUAUAUGCAUCUCACAUUUUGUAAAUAUAUUUUUUUUCAGCACCAGACAAUGAUAUUUUUAAAGGUCUCACAAUUUAGUGCAAUUGUAAGAGAGUGUGAAUGAUAGGAGUUUUAAAAUACAAGUAUUACUUAGAUUAUUUUGUUCUGUGAUGUGUACACUUUUAAGAUUUAUAUAAAGGCUAUGCAUGUAAUUAUAAAAAUAAAGACUACUUACAUUUUACAAAUACUGUGUCCAUAAUUUUGCCAUAUCAAAAUAAGUUAAAGAAUUGUUAUUAAAAAAUAUUUGCCUUAUUUUUGUUAUUAUAUGUUAAGCAGGUGUUUGACCACGGUAUCUACGGUAUGGUCCACAAGAGUCUGCAGUUGAGGAGGAGCCUAUUUAUCACAUGAUUUUGAAGGAGCCAAUGAGGACAAUGGACAAUGAAGUGUUGCCAAAUCUAAUAAUACCAACUGAUUAGAAAAUACUGUUAAGUAUAUUUUAAUUAGUGUCAAAAAUUAGUGAAAGGGCGAUGUCGCAACGUCACGCUAGUCCAGUCAUGCUAUUGGCUGCCACCAACUGCAGACUCUUGUGGCCCCUAGGACAGUCAUACACUAAUUCAUCGCAAGUAAAGAAAAAAAAAAUAAAGAAAAUGUUAUGAUAUACAGUAUAUUAUAAUGCCAAA